This is a messenger RNA of Magnolia sinica, 1754 nucleotides long. Its product is annotated as probable glycerol-3-phosphate acyltransferase 3. The transcript has 2 exons. NCBI's taxonomy places the organism in Eukaryota, Viridiplantae, Streptophyta, Magnoliopsida, Magnoliales, Magnoliaceae. Gene Ontology annotation, molecular function: glycerol-3-phosphate 2-O-acyltransferase activity; phosphatase activity. Gene Ontology annotation, cellular component: membrane. The record is from RefSeq and is a predicted model, not a curated record. Gene Ontology annotation, biological process: cutin biosynthetic process. The coding region runs from base 39 to 1640 and encodes 533 amino acids.
GCAAUCUUCCAUCACAAACUACUGAAAAUCUAGUAAGAAUGGCUGCAACCAUCUUCUUCAAAUUCCUUCUCUUCUCCCUUCGAGUCUUCCUCAAAAGACUAAAAUACCUACGCCCUUUCCAUCGCAAGGGAAAUUCCUAUGCACCCACGUCACAAUUACAAAAGUACCCUUCCUUCAACUCAAAGCGCAAUCUAGAUAAGCUCUCAGACCAGACCUUGGUAUGUGACGUUGAGGGUGCAUUGCUUAAAUCCUCCUCACCUUUUCCAUAUUUCAUGCUGGUGGCUUUUGAGGGAGGGGGGCUUUUGAGGGCUUUUGUUCUUUUGCUUUUGUACCCUUUGGUGUGUUGUCUUAGUAGGGAAAUGGCACUUAAGGUCAUGGUCAUGGUGUCGUUUUUUGGGAUUAGAGAGGAGGGUUUUAGGGUGGGAAGGGCAGUUUUGGCAAAGUAUUUUUUGGAGGAUGUGAGUAUGGAGGUAUAUGAGGUGUUGAAAAGGGGUGGGAGGAGAGUAUGUGUGAGUGAGAUGCCUAGGGUUAUGGUGGAGGGGUUCUUGAAAGAGUAUAUGGGUGUGGAGGCUGUUUUGGGAAGGGAAUUGAAAGUGGUUUCUGGGUAUUAUGUGGGGUUGAUGGAGGAAAAGGAGAAGAUGGUUUUUGAGUUGGAAGAGGAGAAGAUGGUUGGUGGUGUUGUUGGCAUUGGAAGCUUCAACAGCUGUUUGGAUCAGCACUUCUUCUCCUUGUGCAAGGAAAUCUAUUUGGUGACUGAAGCUGACAAGAGGAACUCGCAUAUCCUCCCAAGAGACAAAUACCCAAAGCCCUUGAUCUUCCAUGAUGGUAGGUUGGCUUUCAGGCCCACCCCACUUGCCACCCUGGCCAUGUUCAUGUGGGUCCCAUUUGGGUUUCUCCUAGCCAUCUUUAGAGCCCUUGUAGCCCUAUCACUGCCCUACAAAAUGGCCCUCCCGAUUCUAUUUAUGACUGGAAUGAGACUCAGACUCAAAACACCCAUUUCAAGCCCAUCCACACCCAACAAGCGAGACCCAAAAGGCAUUCUUUAUGUGUGCAAUCACAGGACCCUUUUGGACCCUCUCUACCUUUCAACGGCCCUAAACAAACCUAUAACUGCAGUCACCUACAGCCUAAGUAGACUGUCUGAGCUUUUGGCACCCAUAAAAACAGUGAGGCUGACCAGAAAUAGAGAGGAAGAUAGGAAGAGAAUGGAAAGGCUUUUAAGCCGAGGUGACCUUGUGGUGUGCCCUGAGGGCACCACAUGUAGGGAACCCUUCUUGCUGAGGUUCAGCCCUUUGUUUGCAGAGCUGACUGAUGAGAUAGUGCCUGUGGCCAUGAAUGCACACGUUAGCAUGUUCUAUGGUACAACAGCUGGUGGGCUCAAGUGCCUGGACCCACUUUUCUUCCUCAUGAACCCUUUCCCUGGCUAUAAUGUUGAGGUUCUUGGAAAGGUGGCCAAGGGACCCACAUCUCAUGGGGUUGGAAUUUCUAGCAUUGAUGUGGCUAAUUUUGUCCAAGGAGAGUUGGGUAAGGCUCUGGGCUUUUGCUGCACAACUCUUACAAGAAAGGAUAAGUAUCUGAUGUUGGCUGGAAAUGAAGGGGUUGUUCCAAAUUCAAGUGAUAGACAGUGCAAAAAUAGCUGAAUUUCAGGAGAUUAAUGGAGGGUUUGAUAUUAUACAGACCCUUUUUAUAGCUUUGGUAUAUAUGAUAUGAUGUAAGGCAUGAUUCAAUUUCAAUCAUUCUCUUGUGUUCUUUCA